Messenger RNA from Emericellopsis atlantica, 1807 nucleotides. RefSeq names its product delta-9 fatty acid desaturase. The record is from RefSeq and is a predicted model, not a curated record. Gene Ontology annotation, biological process: unsaturated fatty acid biosynthetic process. The transcript is spliced from 2 exons. Gene Ontology annotation, cellular component: endoplasmic reticulum membrane. NCBI's taxonomy places the organism in Eukaryota, Fungi, Ascomycota, Sordariomycetes, Hypocreales, Bionectriaceae. Gene Ontology annotation, molecular function: heme binding; iron ion binding; stearoyl-CoA 9-desaturase activity. The coding region runs from base 170 to 1591 and encodes 473 amino acids.
UCUUAAACCUUCUUGGCCUCGCCCUGCCCUCCACUCGCUUCUCUGAACUGAUUAUCUUCUCACCAACCUUCUCUCCCUCCAUCUCAUAUAUCUCUUUGUUUUGUCUGUGAACUCAUCCUCUGUUGGUUCACAUCACGUCACAAACACGCGUUGAGACAGACAAUCCGCCAUGUCGACCUCAGUGCCCCAGGCCGUCCAGGCCAAGGCGUUUCCGGAUGGCACGACCGACUACAAGCCGCUGCGCAACAACGGCGCCAACGACAAGAAGGUGCAUAUCGCGGACACGCCCAUGACCUGGUCCAACCUCCACAAGCACAUUGACUGGCUCAACACUCUCUUCAUCGUCAUCGUGCCCCUGCUUGGCUUCGCCUCGACAUACUGGGUGCCUCUGCAAUGGAAGACGGCCGUCUUCUCAGUCAUCUACUACUUCAACACCGGUCUCGGUAUCACAGCGGGCUACCACCGUCUCUGGUCUCACACAUCAUACAAGGCCACGCUGCCUCUCAAGAUCUAUCUCGCCGCCAUGGGCGCUGGUGCCGUCGAGGGCUCCAUCCGCUGGUGGUCGAGGGGCCACCGUGCUCACCACCGCUACACCGACACCGAGAAGGACCCCUACUCGGUCCGUAAGGGUCUCCUCUACUCCCACCUCGGCUGGAUGGUCUUCAAGCAGAACCCCAAGCGCGCGGGCCGCACCGACAUCACCGACCUGAACGAGGACCCCGUCGUCGUGUGGCAGCACGUCAACUUCCUCAAGUGCGUCGUGGCCAUGGGCCUCGUCUUCCCCACGCUCGUCUGCGGCCUCGGCUGGGGCGACUGGAUGGGCGGCUACGUCUACGCCGGCAUCCUCCGCAUCUGCUUCGUCCAGCAGGCCACCUUUUGCGUCAACUCGCUCGCCCACUGGCUCGGCGACCAGCCCUUUGACGACCGCAACUCGCCCCGCGACCACGUCAUCACCGCCCUCGUCACCCUCGGCGAGGGCUACCACAACUUCCACCACGAGUUCCCCUCGGACUACCGCAACGCCAUUGAGUGGUGGCAGUACGACCCCACCAAGUGGGCCAUCUGCCUCUGGAAGAAGCUCGGCCUCGCCUACGACCUCAAGGAGUUCCGCGCCAACGAGAUCGAAAAGGGCCGCGUCCAGCAGAUGCAGAAGAAGCUCGACCAGAAGCGCUCCCGCCUCGACUGGGGCACCCCGCUCGAGCAGCUGCCCGUCGUGGCCUGGGACGACUUUGUCGACCAGGCCAAGAACGGCAAGGCCCUCACCGUCAUCGCCGGUGUCAUCCACGACGUCGGCGACUUUAUCAAGGACCACCCCGGUGGCAAGGCCCUCAUCUCCUCCGCCAUCGGCAAGGAUGCCACCGCCAUCUUCAACGGCGGCGUCUACGACCACUCCAACGCCGCCCACAACCUGCUCUCCACCAUGCGUGUCGGCGUCCUUCGCGGCGGCUGCGAGGUCGAGAUCUGGAAGCGCGCCCAGGCCGAGAACAAGGAUGCUACGUACGUCAAGGACUCGACUGGCCAGCGCAUCUACCGCGCCGGCAACCAGGUCACCAAGGUUGUCCAGCCUCCCAGCACCGCGGACGCGGCCUGAUUGGGUCAUUCCUCUGAUGAUGAUGACGAUGGGUGAGAGUGGUAAUCGGGGCUUCCCCCUGAUGGGAAGCAUUUCUUCAUGAUUGGCGUUCAGGGACAAAAGAGAAAGCAGACAUUGAUUGCUUGGUGGCGUCCUUUGGGUUGUUGUUUUUCAUUGCCGGCGAGUUGAUCCAGAUAUUCCUUUCUUUCAAGUACAAUAACAACACUUUUACGUGCA